AUGAUUGAUUUAACGGAAGAAAUAACAGAACCGUUAUCCAUACACAUUACAGAUGAAGAUCAGAGAAGAGCUGGUGAUAUUUUUCUGGAUUAUAGCGUAUUUACCAAACCCGUAUAUGAAACACCAAAAAAGCCACAACCUAAACAAACCGGAAUUAGAAAUAUUAUGAUUACAUCAGCAUUGCCUUAUGUAAACAAUGUACCUCAUCUGGGCAACAUGAUUGGAUCGACCUUAAGUGCAAGUGUAUUCGCUUUGUACUGUGAUUUGGCUGGAUAUAAUGUGCUAUCUAUUUGUGGAACUGAUGAAUAUGGAACUGCGACUGAAGCAAAAGCAGUCUCAGAGAAUAUGACUCCUCGUCAGAUCUGUGAUAAGUUUCAUAAGUUGCAUUGUGAUAUAUACAAAUGGUUUCAAAUUGAAUUCGAUUAUUUUGGACGAACUACUACUGAUCAACAUACCGAAAUAGUUCAGGAGUUGUUUAAACGCCUGUGGGAUAAGGGUUUUAUCACUGAAGAUUCUGUUGAACAGUUGUAUUGCGAAAAAUGCCCAAAAUUUCUUGCAGAUCGUUUUGUUGAAGGAGUUUGCCCUUUGUGUAAAUACGAUGACGCACGAGGUGAUCAAUGUGAUAAAUGCGGGCGUCUCAUGAAUGCUGUCGAAUUAAUCGAACCACGUUGUAAGAUAUGUUGUCAAAGACCUGUGGUGCGUUCUUCACGCCAUUUGUUUCUUGAUCUUCCAAAGAUUGAAAGCAAGUUGAGUACAUUCGUUGAAGAACAUAUUAACGAUUCCUCUUGUAUAUGGACCUCAAAUGCUUGUACUAUAUCAAAUUCAUGGUUGAGAGAUGGUUUAAAGCCAAGGUGUAUUACACGUGAUUUGCAUUGGGGUGUACCAGUUCCAUUGGAAGCUUAUAAAGAUAAGGUGUUUUAUGUUUGGUUCGAUGCACCUAUUGGUUAUAUUUCGAUUACGGCAAAUUACACAAAACACUGGAAGGAAUGGUGGCAACCAUCUGAUGACAAUGAAAUUGAAUUAUUCCAAUUUAUGGCAAAAGAUAAUGUUCCAUUUCAUGCUAUUGUAUUUCCUUCAUGUCUGUUAGCAGCCGAUGCUGGUUAUACUCUCGUAAAACAUCUACUUUCUACUGAGUAUAUGAACUAUGAAAAUACCAAAUUUUCAAAAAGUCGUGGAAUUGGUGUAUUUGGUGAUGAUGCAAUGAAAUCAGGUGUUAUAUCAGAUGUUUGGAGAUUUUAUUUACUGUAUCGGAGACCUGAAUCACAAGAUAGUGCUUUUAUCUGGGAUGAUUUCAUGUUGGUAAAUAACUCAGAAUUGUUGAAUAAUUUAGGUAAUUUUGUUAAUCGAUCUCUUUCUUUUGUGUCACGAUUUUUCAAUUCGAUUAUUCCAUCAAUAACAAAAUUAGAACCGGUUGAUACGGAAUUUUUGGCCAGAAUUAAUAAACUCUUCGUUACUUAUAUGCGCAAUAUGGAGUUAUGUCAUCUUCGAGAUGCUAUUCGAAAUGUAUUGACAAUUGCUCGUCUUGGUAAUGGUUACUUUCAAGCUAAUCAACCGUGGGUCGCUGUUAAAAAACCGGAAACAAAACAGCGUUCUGGUGUUGUGAUAAGCGUUGCUGCGAAUGUUGCUUGUCUUCUUGGUGCUAUGAUUUAUCCUUACAUGCCUACAAUUGGAAAACAGAUCUGGAUUGAGCAGUGUGAUCUUCCGGAAUCCCAAAUGAGUUUCGUGCAGAUUAUUAAAAAUGAAUUUAGAGUGAAGAGGUUGUUACCUGAUGGUCAUCGUAUUGGAAAGCCAGUCCCUCUUUUUCGGAAAAUAGAUCCUGAUGAAAUCAAACGUUUGUCUCAAGUUUACAGUGGUUCAUCUGCUGCGUCUGUGACUAAUGGAAAUGAGCCGAAGUAA
Schistosoma curassoni is the source of this 1896-nucleotide messenger RNA. Lineage: Eukaryota; Metazoa; Platyhelminthes; Trematoda; Strigeidida; Schistosomatidae. The record is from the annotation of a GenBank genome assembly.